This is a messenger RNA of Sycon ciliatum, 5134 nucleotides long. RefSeq lists its product as uncharacterized. Gene Ontology annotation, cellular component: secretory vesicle. NCBI's taxonomy places the organism in Eukaryota, Metazoa, Porifera, Calcarea, Leucosolenida, Sycettidae. The record is from RefSeq and is a predicted model, not a curated record. The coding region runs from base 277 to 4407 and encodes 1376 amino acids. The transcript has 35 exons.
GACUGCUCUACUUCAAGUCAGUACUUUUGCACGUGACAGCCCAUCAACUAUGUCUGGCAUCUAGUAGUAUCAACUAUCAUUCUGCUCCCUGCUGUCGUUGUCACGCUUUUGUACAGAUCUCCACUGCACUAUGACCAUGAUGACUAUGUAGCGCUCGUUCUUCCUUGUCGACAGUCCGUGGCGUUAUCAGCUGAGCUCCGCCGGAAGGAGCAAGGUGCGCGCUGAGGAUCACCUGUUUCCGCGCAAAGGACGCCCGUCGCCUUCGCAGAAGCGGAAAUGUGGACAAGAGACCCGAGGCUUACGCCGCUCUCCGAGGAGGAAGAAAGGUCAUCGUCCAUCUUCCGCCGUCCGUCAAAGAAAACACCCGUGCCACAUACACGAUGGCGCGGCGUUCUUCCGAAUUCUCCGCUGCUGACGGCAAGGUCAGCGCACGUGUCCGUCAACGACGGCGCGGCGUCUUUAUCUUCGCAACGCUCCCGGUGGCACACCAUCGACAGUUCGUCGCUGGCGUCGUCCAGCGGUUCCGACAGGUUGGCAUCUAGCAGUGUAUCGGCGAUGACGAAUAUAUCGACGCGAGCGGAGCACACAAAUCAGGUGGAUGAGGAACUAGUCAAUUGUGUGAAUGACGCACUUCGCCAUCCUGUCGCUCUCAUGGACAUGUGCGUACCUGGAUACAGCCUCGGAUUUGCCAUGCGCAAGGCAAUGAGUAAGGACCAAAUGCUGAGGAGGAUGCUACUGCCGCAGUCGCAGACUAAGUUGGCAUCUUGUUCUGCAGUAGUGCGAGUGGAGGUACAACACCUAACAGAAUGCAAUGUAGCACUUGAUAAUGCCCGCGUGUACUGCCUGGUCAGUGUUGGUCCCACACGAACUGCGGCCGUGCCAUCCAAAGAGGAGACCGACGUACCGGACAACUACCGCAGGACAAUGGGUGCUACUAGAGUGAUGCAGUGUAGCACUCUUGCCGAUUCCAGCAAUGCCGUGUGGAAUGACAAAUUUGAAUUUCUACUGCCAUCAUCAGUAUCAGGCUUGGCUGCAAUGUCUCUCUAUUGCUACGUCUGGUGUGCCGGUAAAAGUACAAGUGAUAGCAAUGAGCAGUCUGAGCCACCAGUGUCCAAUCCUACUCAGUCACAAGUUAUCCAGACAAACAGGGCUUGUGAUGAGCCAAUCUGGAAUGAUGAUGUGCUCAUUGGUACUGCAUCUAUACCACUCUGGGAAUACGUACAAGCGACAAUGCCUGCCAGUCAGUGUGUUUCACUGCAUAACAACGGUAGUACUGUAUCAUCAUCACCGCCGCCAGUGAAUACGACUGCUACUGCAGACCACUCACCAUCGGCACAGUUGCCAGGAUCUGCACUGGGUACAGCAUGUGCAGCGUGUGAUGUUUCCGCCGGUAUACUAAGAGUGACAGUACAUGCUACGCCAUACCAGGAUGAUUCGCUGAGGGAGCAACAGCAGCAGUACCAUCAUCACAUACAGUCUCUGGUGGCUCUGGCGUGGAAGAAUGCGUUGCUCGCGUCACCAUCACAGCAUCAUGAUACUAGCACUGACGACGGCGUUAACAGCGGGCAAGAUGUUGAUCUGGAGAAUACGCUGGAGAUAAUAGAGGCAAGUUUGGAUGACGGACACGACUAUCUCAGCGGUGAUGGCCGCAGCACUCACCUCCACGGAUCACUGCACUUGGAUUCCAGUGUACGCCUGAUUCUGUCACAGUGCGCUCUCAAGUGGCAUGUCAAUGCUCUCCAACUCGCCGCCAUGCAUAUUCUAGCUGCUUGUGAGCUUUGUGAUGAUGGGGACCAUCAGCUACCAGCCAGUACGGUUUCCCAACUCAUCGACAAUCUUGUUUGCUUACUGGACGCAGAAACGGACGUAGACAGUUUGGAGCAAGUCUCCAGUGUAUCGGACUUUCACCUAGGCGUGGCAAUGAUUUACGAUACGUCAGUGACAUGGCUUGAGGAGAACAAGCAGCUGUUCCCACCGGAUAUUGGAUGCUCAUCGUUGGCGGCCAUUCCAGAUCAUGUGAUACUGAUGCAGUCUAUUGAUCGGUUACGACUGAAGACAGGUGUUAGCAAGGUCUCGUCACUGCUAAGUGACAUACAUACCGUUGUCAAUAAUUCCGUCGCUGUGUGGUAUGGCGGUGAUGAUGUUCUGUCGGAUGAUCUCAGCCAUGAGACGAAUGAAAUUCUCCUGGACCUGCUGGCUGACAUGCAAGAUGUCUGGCAUGAAGCACUGGAGAUAUGCAGCAAGCUACGCCAUGCUCAUCAGCACGCCACUGCUUUCUCUACUGUUGGCGUGAGCUACAACACAGCGGUGCUGCGCGCCAUGGUCAAAGAGAUGGAGCCUAACUUACAGUCAGUGGUGAAUGUCGUUACGACGCGGAUAACCAGAGUCAGGAGGAACUCAGUACCAGGGGCAUCGAUGGCACAGAGCACUGCCGCAGCACAGCGUAGUGAUAGUGGUGAUGAGCAGGCUCAGCAGAGCAUUGUGAAGACGUUGGAUUCCAUGGCACUACGCACCUUUCAUCUCUAUGUCACCGUGGAUCACUUCAGCAAGAAACUGUCGGCUCUCUUAGCUAAGAGUGGACUAAAACGACCAUUAUUGGACAGCCAUCACACGCUAUUCGCUGGCUGCAUCUCUGCAUGGAUCACUGCUGUAGAGAGAGAAGUUGAACAAAAGGUCGUCACCCUGGUCAAGGUGGAGCUGGACCGGGUGCGCACUGGCUACUUGAAGGAUUCCAUAGUGCAGGACGGAUUGUCACCGUCCGCUUUGGAGGCUGUUGACCUUGUUGAAGAGGUGAUGAAUAGUUAUUGGAGACCGUUGCAAGCUUGGCCACAGAUAGUCAUGGCCUACACAGCAUCAGUGGGGCUUUCAGAUGUGCUGACUGGAAUAUGCCGGCAGUAUACGAUACAGCUGCUGCUGGCGCUGAAGGAGUUGCGUUUCUUCACGGUGGACAAUAGUGGCAGUGUGGAUGUGACACUACAUGGCUGUGUUUUCCUUUGCAACAUUCAGCACGUGCUGAAGGCCGGUGUGGAGUUACAGCUGCUGGAGCGCGUUCAGCCGCUAGGGCAGCGUGGUGGCACUACUGCUGUUACACCCACACUAGCAAUCAGUGCGCCAUCGUUCUCAUCAUCUCUGCUAUCCGCGUCCUCGGGUCUAGCUGCUCAUGGUGGCGAGCAGUCGAGACAUGUUGGGUACGGUCGAGGCACUGCCGUCGAACCGUCUCACACCGACCUGGAUGCUCAGCUACGCAACGUUCUGGACCGCGUGCUCCUGUCACUACGCGACGAUCUCAACGUCAGGCUGAGAGCCACGUUUGCAGAAGCACUGGAAAGUAUCCGUUCAGUGUUUGACCGUGAUGUGACUGAGCUGGUCAAGGUCACUCACAAAUACACAAUUGAUCUGGCAGCACAGGUUGUUCAACCUCUACUUCUCCACAGCUCACAGCUUAUCUCUCAGUUAAUAUGUCGUAACGUUCCCCAGACGUACUUUGAUUGUUUUCUGGACAGCCUGUGGUCGCUAUGCACCAGCUGUGUACAUGGUGCAAUCAAGGCCAGGCUAGCUAAAGGAAUGUCUCGUGAUCACUGUCACCUAGCCUAUGAUGCCGUUAAGAUCCUGUAUGGUUUCUACGAGAGCUGCACGGAGCGGAUAUCCCUGAACACGCCGCAGUUCAAGGCAUUGAUGCGUGGCCUGGAGCUGGCGCAGUUCACCACUGAGCAGCUAAUACAGCACUACUACUACCUGGACUUGGAAGAACAGAACCAGGUGAACAAGAGUGAAGCAACGAUGGGCAAGUUUCAACUGCGAAUGUGCCUGGAAUAUCGCCGCAACAAGCUCACGCUGGCUGUGAACGUGAUGGACUGCUCUGGUGUCAACGUUCUCGACAAAGUCUCCGGCUCUGGAGAUGUAUGUCUACGAAUGGAGCUUUGCCCACGUCACAUGUUUGCUGACUCCGUAUCAGUUUUCUCCGCCAGGAUCAACAGCAAGUCUAAUCAGAAAUUCGACAUGAAAAUUGCAUUCCCUGUACCGGAGGGUCCCACGCCGUCCAUGCAGAACGGCGUGCUGCAUGUGACCUUGAUUCACCGCGAGUGGUUUGGUAUCUACGAGACGGCCAUAGCCCAGGCUGUAGUGCCGCUACACACCAUACAGCGACCAAUACCUGGUGGUCCAGAUCUUAUCCAGCCCAGUGACCGACCUGCAAUGGUGCACCUGAUGUGUCCCACAGCACAUCGAUGCGUUGUACAGGUUCUUCAAAAUCGUGCCAAGAGCGAGAAGCUGGCGCAGGACUUUAUGACUUGGCACACAAAGAAGAGUCCACGCGGCAAUGAUAGCAAGACGACCAGCAGCAGCAGCCGGAGCAGCGACUCACACAGCCUUGAUGUCACACAGGACGAAUACGACUUGUUUCUGUAGUCUGUCUGUAGCGACUCACACAUGCAGCCUUGAUGUCACACAGAACGAAUACGACUUGUUUCUGUACGGUCUGUCUGUAGCGACUCACACAUGCAGCCUUGAUGUCGCACAGGACGAAUACGACUUGUUUCUGUAGUCACUGCGCUGGUGGAGAAUUCUAUAGGAGUGCUGUACGAGUUGCUUUCGUUCUCCUCCUGAGUCCAUCGCUCUGACCAGAUGUCCGAUGUGAAUUUGAUCAGCUGUGCUCUACUAUCCAAGCUCAUCCCAUUACACACCGGCUGAAAUAAUCGCAAUAAAUUGGCUGGAAUCAUGACAAACUUUCUAGAAUUAUGAUAGACCUGUUGGAAUUAUGAUAAACCUGCUGGAAUUGGAUAAACCAGGAUAAAUCUAACAUUACAGUUUGGAUAAUCUAUCAUCUAAGGACACUGAGUUGAAUUCUGUCCGUCCUUGUCAUUAGACGAUGGGCUUCAUCCAACAAUUCAUGUAACGUCAUGCUGCUGCCGCUCGUCCAGAGACGGAGGAGUGAGCGCGUGCUAGUUAGUAUACGUUGCUCUCACCCGUUUUUUUUGUGAAUUGUCAAGAGUGCUUUUAAAAAGUUCUAACGUAUACCGACGUAGACGUACAUGUAUGAUAACAGUGACAGUGCCCCGCUAAUUUACUGUAAUGCGACUCUUUGCUUUUCGUCUGGUAACGAAAAUUUAAUGAUUGAUUCGAUAUCAGUCUGUUA